ACAAACACAGACAUCUUGACUCAGCAUCGACAUCAUGUUCUCCCUCUUCCUCCAGUUCUUCCUCGCGGCUUUGGCCUUCGCUGCUCCGAUUCACGACGAAAUCAUCACCAUUCAGGCCGAUGCAUGGCAAUACGGCACCGGCGGCGGCAUUAUCGGAUUCAUUGUUCUGAUCCUGGAUGUGAUCGUGUGGAUCGAGGUAGCCAAAUCCAACCGCCCUGUCCUCCACAAGGUUCUCUGGGCUGUCGGCGUCUUCCUCUUCCCGAUCGUCGGCAUGAUCGUCUACUGGCUGUUCUCCAACCGCGAGGCCCACAACCAAGGAGCUGGAUACGAGCCGAUUGCGUAAAGUCUGGACGAUGAUACAACCUGGCGUAGGAGCUUACGAGGAAGAUGGGAAAGGUUUACUAGAUGAAAGCGAAGGAUGCAGUGCGUGGCGGUCAGGCAGGCUGCGAAUACUAAUGGCGACGGAGACGAUGGGCGGGGUUUUGCACUUUGCACACAACAGGGGUUGACGCUCGGCGGAUUCGAAAC
Messenger RNA from Zymoseptoria tritici IPO323, 528 nucleotides. RefSeq lists its product as uncharacterized. Lineage: Eukaryota; Fungi; Ascomycota; Dothideomycetes; Mycosphaerellales; Mycosphaerellaceae. The record is from RefSeq and is a predicted model, not a curated record. The transcript has 2 exons. Bases 35 to 343 code for a protein of 102 amino acids.